Mucor velutinosus is the source of this 510-nucleotide messenger RNA. RefSeq names its product AA_permease domain-containing protein. Lineage: Eukaryota; Fungi; Mucoromycota; Mucoromycetes; Mucorales; Mucoraceae. Bases 1 to 510 code for a protein of 169 amino acids. The record is from RefSeq and is a predicted model, not a curated record. The transcript has 4 exons.
AUGUCAGGGCAAACAGCAGAUCCUUUGGCUAAUAUAUUAACAAGCAUCCGAUAUGAACUGAAAAAUGCAGACAUGUUGGGCUCUUACGCAGAGCGCACAAUCGAUUUUUUUAAUGCAGUAGAUUGGACUCAGCCUUGGUUAAUAUCAGUGAUGGCAUUUCAUAUCGUGUGCUUUCUAGUGACGCUAGGAUUGCGAAACAAACACGAUGCGCUCUCUGUUUAUUUCUUUGUAUUAUUGGGGUUAGCAGCAUUGACACAGCCUCUUAAUCAUCUCGGUAUUAAACAUUGGAAAUCCUUCGCAAAUGAACCAUAUUUCGAUGCAUCUGGUAUAUUUAUUGUUUCUGUAUAUUCGUUCCCAUUAAUUUUUAAUGGGUUUGUUACACUGAUAUUCAUUCUCAAAGCGACCAUUUCAGCACUGAUCAAUACAAAGAGAGCUCAAUUGAAGCAAAAGAUCAAGAGUUCCAAGCAGCAACAGAAGCGACAGAAAACAGAAUCCAAGAAGAUCAAGUAG